AUGAUGGACACGGAUGGCCUCCCGUGCUACACGCACCCUUCCGAGCCGCUCAGACUUCUGAAGGUGGUCUUCCGCCACCUUCCCCUCAAGUUUGGCGCGGACUACCUCCAUUUGGUCCGCGGCGGGUUCCAGCCGCGCCUUCCGACUUCGCUGCCGCCCCCAGGGCGGCAGCAGCAGCAGCAGCCGUCGCCGCUACCACGCCGACAGCCCGUCCCGUUGAUGCCUCCCGCGCAGCUUCAUCCGGGAGCGCCCCCGGUGGUCGCUCCGGCGCCUGCGGUCCCUCUUCAGUCGCCACCGCCUUCGGAGCUGAUGGACGUCGACCCCUCAGCCGGGCCGCCUUCCCAAGCGGGAGUUGCUGUCAUGCCCUAUGUGGACGAUUCACCAAGUUGGUGA
Molecule: messenger RNA, 393 nt
Organism: Schistocerca serialis cubense
Lineage: Eukaryota; Metazoa; Arthropoda; Insecta; Orthoptera; Acrididae
Product: proline-rich protein HaeIII subfamily 1-like
Exons: 3
Coding region: 1-393 (130 amino acids)
Source: RefSeq, a predicted model, not a curated record